UACUUCAAUUGUGAAUGACAAAGGCAAAUCGAAAGAACCUGCAUGGUAGAUUGCUAAAGUACACAGCUUCGUACAUUUUGUUAUUGCAUUCGAUAAAGGAUAAGAAAAUUGCAACUAUUUGAACCGGAGAUAUUUGUGUAAGCUGUAGAUGCGAAAGUUUUUAAUUGUGCCUAGUUCUCUUGCGUAGGAACAGGAGCUAUGGUAAUCGAAGAAGGCGAUAUUGGCACAGAAUCUAGUGAAGAUGAUUUAUUGGUGAAGGGGGUUUCAGGUGCAGGAAACGGAAGAGCAUCAGCCGCCAUAGUAGGAAGACCGAAUACUUCACCUGGCUAUUGGCUAUGCAUGCUGCUUCCACUUGCUCUCGCUUCUAAUCUUGUGCACAAGGUCAGAUGCACGGAGAAUAUUUCAACACAUGGCAUGCUUACAAUUGCAGCGGUUGGCAUGUGCGUAGAGAGUCUAUGCUUCUUUCUCUAUAUCUUUUGCAAAGCUGGUUUGCUACUUAAGCUAUUGAUUGCAUUUGUACCUGGUUUAAUUACGACAUUAUUAUACAAAGCGCUACUGCAACAGCCAUGGAGCUACGGAUUAUUCUGGGGAUUUGUCACUACAUUCUCUUAUCAAAACUCAUAUGUACGGGUUAUGCGUGCCUGUCCUGCUUGUUUCAGUUUUGGUGAGGCAGCUGUGCUAGUACAAGGACUGAUGCUGUUUAUUUUAAAUGUGAUUCUCAAACUGCCCAACACUUUGUUCUCAAAUCAAAUUAGGAGUGAUUUUGAUGAUCUUAAUGUUAUCAUGAUGUUCGCACUAUUUUAUUUGUUUGCUGUUUGCUGUCUACUAGCUGCUGCCAAUAUCCUGCGUACCACCGUUUGUUUUUAUCCUCUAAUAUUUUUAUUUGCCAUCACUGUGACAUGCUCACCAAUUACAAAUCCGAUUCCUCUAAUUACCUUAUUGAACUUCAUAUUGAAAGACAAAGCUAGGCUUAACAUGAUUUAUUUCUACAUAGCGCUGGUAGUGUUGACUUUUUUAGCCGUGUGGUGGGAAACAAGCCAGGAAGGAAAAGCAACCACAAGAGUACGAAAGAUAUUCCAUUUGCUAAUAGUGCUGGUGUACAUACCUGGAGUAGUUUAUCAAUGCACCUUUCUUUAUAUCGCAUCUGGUGUAGCGUUUGCAAUUUUCACUAUUUUGGAAUUAAUCAGAGUUUUUAAUAUACCUCCGUGGUCGAUAACAUUGUGCAGAGCUUUUACAUCAUUUUCGGAUGAGAAAGAUGCUGGCGUACUCGCCCUCACACCAUUUUGUUUACUUAUUGGUUGCUCUUUGCCCAUGUGGAUAAGUACAUGCCCCUGUGGUGCAAGUGAUGACCCCCGAAUACUUCCACUUUUGUCUGGUGUUCUCUCGAUUGGAAUUGGUGACACAGCCGCCAGCUGGGUCGGCUCAAAGUUUGGCCGCAUUAGAUGGCCUAACUCGGAUAAAUCGCUGGAAGGUACAUUGGCGUUUAUAGUCACUACGUUGUUAGCUAUAUUGUUACUAAACCUUUUUAGUCUCAUCAGUAUGUCAGCGUUGAAGUGGUUUACCGCUGGAAUUGCAACAUUGGCAACUGCUUUGAUUGAAGCCCAAACAGAUCAAAUAGACAAUUUAACUUUACCCAUAAUAUUUUAUACAAUUGUAAAUACAAUUUGAGACCAAUAACAGUAAAAUAAGUGCUUGAUUAACGUAGAACCUUAAGUGCAAUUUCGUUCUUAUACAAUUAGUUACAUAUGCUUGAUAUUCACGGAAUAAACACUUUAUUAACUAAGAAA
Rhagoletis pomonella (apple maggot) is the source of this 1787-nucleotide messenger RNA. It is a transcript of the gene Dolk, whose product is annotated as dolichol kinase. Lineage: Eukaryota; Metazoa; Arthropoda; Insecta; Diptera; Tephritidae. The transcript is spliced from 5 exons. The coding region runs from base 199 to 1668 and encodes 489 amino acids. The record is from RefSeq and is a predicted model, not a curated record. Gene Ontology annotation, cellular component: endoplasmic reticulum membrane. Gene Ontology annotation, molecular function: dolichol kinase activity. Gene Ontology annotation, biological process: dolichyl monophosphate biosynthetic process.